This is a messenger RNA of Dermacentor andersoni, 3070 nucleotides long. Lineage: Eukaryota; Metazoa; Arthropoda; Arachnida; Ixodida; Ixodidae. The record is from RefSeq and is a predicted model, not a curated record.
UGCGCGUGUGGCGGUGGGGGCUUCCCGCACGUGCCGCCGGCGCCGGCCGACACCCGAGCGGCGGCAGCAGCUCAGUAGUCGAGACUGCGGCUGGUGCAGCGGCGCAGGGCGUAAGAAAGACACGAAGAAUCCAGCCUCAUAACUGACCAGCGCCUUCGAGGCCGAACCAUAAGAAACACGAGCAGCGUCCUUGGAGAGCACAACAUGGGUCCAACAGGAGUCCUGCUAGCGCUUUUCACUCUGGUAGCAGUCUCCCUCAGCGGCCUGGUGAAAGCGCAAGGCGCGUUCUCCUUUGAGUUUCCCGACGAGGACGACUGCCGCACGCCUUUCGACGAGCCAGGCAGCUGCCUCGAGCUUGCCAGAUGUACGGCGCUGCAAUCAGUUCGGGACUACAACUUCCUGCGGCGCUACAUCUGCGGAUUUUCACGCAAUGUGCCUCUGCUCUGUUGCCCGAGCGGUGGACAGCAGAGGCCUCCGACUCGGCCUCCAACUCGGCCUCCGACUCGACCUCCAACCCGGCCUCCAACCCGGCCUCCGACCCGGCCUCCGACGCGGCCUCCGACGCGGCCUCCUACCCGUCCUCCGAUCAGGCAGCCACCAACCCAAGGCCCACCAAACCGGGAUAACUCCGAGCUCAUUGAAGGACCCAGGAUUGCCAACUACCCGCGCUUCCUGCCCUCUGCAUGCGGCCAGACUAAUGUGAGCGUGAGCCGUAUCGUCGGGGGCCGCGAGUCAGAACCCGGUGCAUGGCCCUGGAUGGCGGCUAUCUACAUCAACAGUGGUGGCGUGAACAGCGCUGCGUGUGGAGGGGCGCUGGUUACGGACAGGCACGUGGUGACUGCGGCACACUGCGUCGUCGUGGGACAUCGAGCGACGAACCUGCCGGCAUCUUCGUUCACUGUGCGCCUGGGUGACCACAACCUUGUGAGGAGCGACGACGCGGUUAGCCCCGUCGACGUUCCUGUGUCCAAGGUGGAGCGGCACGCCGACUUCGUGGCGCGAACCUUCAAGAACGAUGUAGCCGUCCUCACAAUGGAACGUCCCGUGAGGUUCAACAAGUUUGUGAGGCCCGUGUGCCUGCCGUAUGGUGAUGACUUCAAAACACGGGACCUCAACGGAUACCACGCAUUCGUCACCGGAUGGGGAACCACUGCAUUUAACGGGGAGUCCAGCGAUGUUCUGAAGGAGGCACAGAUCAAGAUAUGGGACGAGGACACAUGCAAGAAGGCCUUCCAGAAAGAGGUGCCCAUCUCCUCUGUUUACCUGUGCGCAGGCGACGGCAAUGGACGCCAGGACUCCUGCCAGGGUGAUUCAGGAGGUCCGCUGGUGCUGCCGGACGAUGGCCGAUUUUUCCUCAUUGGCGUCGUGUCGUUCGGCAAGCGCUGUGCAACGCCCGGCUAUCCUGGUGUCUACACGAGGCUCACGGAGUUCUUGCCAUGGCUAAGCGAGAGGCCUAGGGUCUCUGCCCUGACGGAGGCCGCGAGGAUCAAGGAGUUGUCUCUCCCGUUCAGGGCGGCUACCACGAAGAGGCCCCCUACAGGGUACGCCGCCACGUCCCCGUACGUUACGCGUCGCCACACCACCACCGGGCGGGCGGGCAGACAAGGCAGGGCGGGCAGGUCUACAACGCGAGCCCUGCGGAAAAAGAAAAGGAAAGGAGGCGCGCCUCCUUUUUUGCCUCCGGCUGACGUCAGACGGCCGCCGAAGGCGACCGCACGUGGCGGGAAUCCGGUUCUUGCGACGCCUGGGACGAGGAAGCGGCGGCGCCUUGACUUCUCGCCGACGAUCACCAUGCUGUGGCUGGUGACGGUGGCGGCGCUUCUGGCGACCGGGCGGGCUACGAACUCCUCCACCGCAGGAGCAGCAGCACCGAGGGAGCCAGACUGCCGCAGCCCGGACGGCAAGGACGGCUUCUGCAUAUUGGCGUCGCAGUGCAGGCAACUGGCGCUACUUUCGUCCAGCGAGCAGCGGCAGUACGUGUGCGGCUAUCGAGGACCGCUGGCCAAGCUGUGCUGCGUCCCCGAACCAGCGUCAGGAGGAGAGGGCGGCAACUCGACCGGCGUCGCCUCCCGCGGCGCUGGUUCGGACGGUGCGGCCAUCGCCCCUGCCCCACCACCCGAGCCCCUCCCCGAAGGCUACCCCAACGCGCUGCCAUCUGGAUGCGGGCUCUCCAGUGUGAGCGACUCCCGCGUCGUAGGAGGACGGGUGGCUGACGUCGGUGCAUGGCCAUGGAUGGCGGCCAUCUACCUGAAGACCGAAGCCCAAGCAAAGGUCGGCUGCGGAGGCGCGCUAGUCACAGACCGUCACGUGCUCACCGCAGCCCACUGCGUCAGCGUUGGCGCGCGUGCGAGGCAGCUUCCCGCCCGGGUGCUGACCGUGAGACUGGGCGACCACGACCUGAACUCGAGCGACGACCACACGACGCCCGUAGACGUCGAGGUAGCCGACGUGGUCCGCCACCCGCGCUACGACCGGCGCACGUACGCCAACGACAUCGCGGUGCUCGUGCUGCGCAAGCCGGUCACGUGGGGGCGGUACGUGAUGCCCGUGUGCCUCCCUUUCGGCCCCCUGGCCACGAACACCCUGGACGGCCACAAUGCCUUCAUCGUCGGCUGGGGCGCCACGCAAUUCAGCGAGCCAGAAGAGGGCGUCCCUGAGCCCACGCACGACGUCACAGACGGAGCCGGAAGCAGCGUACUGCGGCAAGCCCAGAUCCCUGUGUGGACCGAGGCCGAAUGCAAGAAGGCGUACGAGCAGCACUUACCCAUCAGCAAGGCACAGCUGUGCGCGGGAGACGCCAGUGCCGAGAGGGACUCGUGCCAGGGCGACUCCGGAGGGCCCCUGCUGCUGCCCCACCAGGGCCGCUACUACGUGGUGGGCAUCGUCUCGUCGGGAAAGGACUGCGCCACGCCAAACUUCCCGGGGAUCUACACCCGCGUCUCCUCGCACCUCGACUGGCUGCGCAACGAGCUGGGCGCGGCGCAGUAAUAAUAAAGAAAGAAGGCCGCGCUGUCGCUGGCCACACGGCAGCCAUGGCGGGCCUUUCCGUCUCUCUCUUCUUCGAAAAUAA